Molecule: messenger RNA, 871 nt
Organism: Hyaloscypha bicolor E
Lineage: Eukaryota; Fungi; Ascomycota; Leotiomycetes; Helotiales; Hyaloscyphaceae
Exons: 1
Coding region: 68-871 (267 amino acids)
Source: RefSeq, a predicted model, not a curated record
UUGGAUCCUCCACCGGAAGAUCUCCCCUACUGCGACAAUAUAAUUGUCGACAUUCUGAUUUUCAGAGAUGAAGCUCCCACUGCCACUCACCCUUGUCUUCUCUCUCCACCUUCUAAACGCUUCGCCAAUCCCCAACAAAUAUAGAAACACCCUCUCAGCAGACUACCACUUUUGCUACUCUGCAGCAUACCAGCCCGGCCAGCGCGUUGCUUUCACCUCCACACCCAAGACCCCCCCUCAAACGCUCUCAAACGCGCACUUCCCCUCUCACCAAACCUUCAGUCCUUCCUCUUCCGCCUCCGCGCAUCAAGCAGCCGAACAAGCCUUCAAUAACGCACCAAUAACGCCUUCAAAGCGCCUCGAGCGACGCCAAGCUCUCUCUGCCGAAGUCCCCCUAGAAUCGUCCUACCUGCUCUCGCUCGCCAACACUCCCACUAUCCUCGAACAGCAGGAUCGCUUUCCUAAAGUGAUCUCCGCCACCAACACUUUGGCUGCAAAAGCAACAAGUGCAUUACCUUAUUUACGGAAAGAGGACGCAAAGAAAUACUGGGAGACCUUGCCCCACGGAUCCACAUCUGGUGAACAUGAGGGGUACGACGAAAUUGUUGCGGGUGAUAAGAUAGCUGCGCUUGGAAGUACGAGGAUAUGCGCAGAUGGUUUCGCGAUCGAAGGCUUUUACUCCAGAGAGCCGACAAAGACCUAUGAUGAUAUACUGGUUGUUGGUAUUUUGGUACUGUUUUUGGUAGCCGUGGUCGCAUGGGACGCUGCGGAAAUAAUUGGUGAUGUGUUCGUUCCACUUACCUUCCGCCUUCUCUUCAUUUCAAAUAGAGCUGACAAUAUGUGCGUUCAUAAGUUUUGUGGCAUACGGUAG